CAAGUGUGCUUGUUCCCCCCUUCUUCCUGACCAUGGCAAGUCUUUCCGAUGAAAAGAAAAAAGAAGGCGUUAAGAAACCCUCCUGGCCCCGCCCUAGACACUCUAAGAUCCUCUUUCAAACUUGCUCCCAUUUCGAGUCAAGAGAUAGAUAAAUAGACACAUCCCAUUGCACUAAUCGGGGGCAUUCGUAGUGACUGAGGGGGUCGAAGACCAAGAAGUGAGUUAUUUAUACCAAGCAUUCUUCUUACGGCUAGAUCCAAUCUCCUGGUCCAAAAGAAAAAGAAUUGAACGCUCUUCCUGCCCUUGACGCAGCGCUAUGGCUUUGUUGGUAGUCAAGUGAUCAAUUAAGGUAGACAAAAAAUACGCUGCUAUUUUAGAAAAUAAAACUGGUAUUCUUUCCAUGUCCAUCUAGGAGGGGAAAUCCGAUUCAUUCCGCCAUAGGUGAGGAGAACAAAGAUCUCUGUAAGGUCAUCACUGCCUUUCGGAGAACUCGAAUCCUCGACUAAAAAGCAAAUUCUUACUCUUCCCGAAGGGUAUUCCACAAGGCUGUCCUGUCUCACCUGUGCUCAUGAAUAUCUGGAGUCACUUUCUAUUCGAAUCCAUUCUUUUAUAGAGAGGGAAAAGAGCGUACGGUAUGUGCCGCGCUCUUCCGUGCCCGUAGGUUUACUCUCCUAUACAUCCGGUCUCUCAUAAACGUGCACUUCCCUUAUGCAUCCAGCCGCUUCACUAAUGUUCAUAGGUUAUACGGAAGGGUGGGUUGGUUAUAUACUCUUAUGCGCCUUCCUUCUUCGAACCUUUUGGUAUGUAUUGCCCCUAACUAUAGAUCAGAUCCACUAGACAAGAAAGUAAAUUCCGCACUGCUGCUGAGUCGUCGGACUUAUCCACCAAGGGAUUCGUGGAAUUUCUCAAGAAAUAAAAUAAAAUGUUUUUUAACUAUCAAACUUUUUGGGUAUAUAGGUACUAAGAGUCCUCUCACUACCAACCAGCAGACAUCAUCUGGCUGGGUCUUGCCGGCUCCGGGGAGAUCGGAGCAAGAGGGAAGGCCUAGACGACGUUGUUAUUCCUGGGCUGCAGUAAGUAGAUCGAGAGGUCGUUCCGCCCCUUGUCCCCGGGUAAUAUGUUCUCAUACAAUGUUGCUCCAAUCUGACCUAGCUGGCGAGCGAUCCCAGUUCGCGACAGAGAACAAGACAGCAAGCGAGCGUACCUUUGUUCGCUUCUUCUCCACCAAGCACGGAAGUUUAAGGAUAACUGUAGGUCGGUGGCUACCUAAGGAAACUCCGAUUCGAUCCGCCCCCCGGCUGCUGGGAGGCAUCUACCUCAUCCCGAUCACAAGGAGAGGUUCACCAUGA
Molecule: messenger RNA, 1349 nt
Organism: Impatiens glandulifera
Lineage: Eukaryota; Viridiplantae; Streptophyta; Magnoliopsida; Ericales; Balsaminaceae
Source: RefSeq, a predicted model, not a curated record